UCACUUUUACUAAUGGAUCGAAAAUCUCGACUGUUUAGUUCACUAGUAGGCUGUGUUUGGGGAGUUUUGUUCCUAUUUGUCUUAUGGAACAAACAUGAUAAACUGUUGGACUUGAACUUCGAAAAGCAUCCUAAAAUUCGCGUUUCGGAAAUUGGGGACGAUUAUUUAAAGCAGUUUUUAACGAAAGAUUGCUUAAAACCAGAUGAAAUGAAAGAAAAGAAGUAUGAGGGAAAACUAAACGUACAUCGCUGGAUUGACAGUUGUCCAUGUGGAGUUUCUAUUGACAGAGGACUACGUAUACAUACUCAAUUUCCUCGACAACCAGAGCUCGACUUCAUAACAUACACUACUGAGUUAACAGACAAGGGACYAUAUAGUCAAAGACUUUUUGGAUACAUAACCCCGAAUAUAACAGGUUCUUACAGAUUUGCUGUAAGCUCUAGCGACAACUCUGAGUURUGGAUAAGCCAAGAUUCAAGCCCUAAAAGUGUGGAGUUGGCUGCGUAUGUCGGUGAUCCCUCGUCYAAUGAAAUAUGUGCGACGGACUACUUAAGACAUUAUGACAAGUUUGAAAGCCAGAAAUCGCAAGUUUUUAGUCUACAGAAAGACCAUGAUUAUUACAUAGAAGCCCUCCAUCGCAGUCAAACUGGAUAUCACGGACACAUAUCUAUAGUAUGGCAGACGCCAGGGACGUCCGAUUUUGUUCCUGUUGAUCCUGUACAUYUAUCUCUAUUCCUCCCUGAUGAUUAUGGGGAUUUUCCACCAUCGCUAUCUGAACAUAAAGAAUGUAUACUGCAAGAUCAUAAACCAUUAUUUUUAAAAGUGACGCCUUCGAUAACUAGAUCAAAGCUAACUUUGGAAAAAGAGGAUAUUUGUUUGAAGUAUAAUAUUAUUGACCACAGUGAAGUAUCCAUGAUUCUCGAUACWUGUCCAUAUGAACCAUCAUAUAUGCCAAAAGUUGUCCCUGAUUGGCAUGGAGCAACUUUCUUUGCACCUUUUUGGCUGACGGAUUUUUAUCCCGACGAUAAAACUACUGGUGUUUUUGUGGACUCAAAUGGAAAUAAAAUAAUCGAAAAGCAGGAAGUUGACACAAUUGUUGAAGAAUAUAUGAAGAAAUUGAACUCGUCUGGGCGACAGCAAUAUCAACUCAAGAACAUUGUGAAUGUAGAGAAGAAAAUUGACAAAAACCGAGGCACUCGCUAUUUACUAGAACUGGAGUUAGUACCAAAAGAUCAAGUUGAUUCUGUACUAUUGUCAGAGUAUGUUUUCAAGUUCAGUGAAACAGUCAAUAKUAGUACCCAAAACUUGACUACAGAACUCUGCUAUCCAGAGAAGUUUCAGUGGAACAAAACAGCUAAAAUCUAUAUCCUUAUACCAGUGAAAAACUAUGGAUAUUGGGUCAAAUACAUUAUUGAUGAGCUAAUAAAGGUUUAUACAGAAACCCCUGAGAAAAAUUUCCACCUUGUGAUAGUAGACUUUAAUAGUAYGGAUUUCAAUGCCAAGGAUUAUUUGAGGAAUUCUGCUUUAAAUAAGAGUUUUACAGUAUUAACGAURUAUGGUGAUUUUCAAAAACCUCUUGCUCUAAACAAAGGUGCUGCAACAGUGAAGGAUCCAAAUGCAAUACUGUUUCUCAUGGACCUUCACGUCUCCAUACCACYAUGUUUCUUUGAUAUUAUAAGAAAGCAUACAAUCAGAGGACAAGCAGCAUUUUUYCCAAGUCUUCUCAGACUUGAAUGCUCAACAUCAGAUGCAUAUCCAGAUGGUUAUUGGGACAGAACUGGAUAUGGUUUAUUGGGUGUCUAUAAGAAUGACUGGGRCAGGUUUGGUGGAGGAGAUGACCAAAGAUACAAAACCUCUUGGGGAGGAGAAGACUGGAAUCUACUAGACAGGGUGCUAAAUGCUAAGAUAGAAUCUGAACGGUUUAAGUGGCCUAAAUUAUAUCACUUUCGUCAUCCAAUGAAAGGAAGCUGGUAUUUACAUUCUAGGCGCAUGGAUUACUAGUCAACAAAUACACUUAUACUAUUAAUGCUAUUUAAUAUCUAAAAAAUAUAAUAGAAUUUCCACUUGUUUCACAUCAAUAGACUUCAAAUAUUCUCUUUGAAGUACAUAGAAAUUACAUUGGAUAUACAUGUACAAACAAUUAAGAUUGCAUGCACAAACACGCUACCAUUACAAUACUGUUAAGGCAGUAACCASACCAGAAUUCCUUUUAACCCAAAAAGGACCUUGAACAGAAUUGCAUAACUACAAUAUCAUUUUAUCCUUUUCAAAUACGAAUUAAAAAAGAAACUUGGUAUUGGCUUCAGGAAACGAUAUUCUUAGGAGCAAGAGUUUUUCUUCCUACACAUUGUCACUGCUACUCUACAGUAAAUAUUUCUUAUAACAGCAACACAGUUUGAUAAAAAUGUACUUGUAUUAUGUCUUGAUAAAUUACAGUUUUAAACUUAAAAAUAUUUAGUUUUUCAAUAUAAUCAAUUUAUUAGAUAGCUAUUACCAUCAGUUCUUUUUUCUGCUCUUUUUUAGCGUCUUUUCUUUCUCCUUCUUUGGAGGAGGAGCAGGAGGAGACUUCACAUGAUUUUCAUAGAUUCUAAACAGUUAUUAAAUAUUGAAAUAAUAUCAAAAAUAAUGAAAAGCUAUUCUUGUUUUCCAAACUAAUCWAAAGUUUGUAUGUGUGUAUAAUAUGCUCACCCUUUGUAUGUAUCAGUUCUUAUGUAGUCCAUGACAUGAGAUACUCCUAACACCACUUGAUCCUCAAUUUGUUGAAUCCAAGAAUUCCCAUCCACUUUAAAAACAUGCCUGGGGCUGCCAAGAUUCAAAGCACCUGAAAAUACACAUUGUUGUUGUUGUUGUCAUGGUAAUAUGAAUCAUAUUCAUUCCCAUUCUAUGCAGUCUUUCAUACUGGACAUCAAUCUACAGUGAAUUUUUUGAAAUAAUGUUUGAAUAUCACUAUAUUAUUGUUUUAUUGAGCUCUAUUUUUGCCAUUAUCUUACCCAGUUCUGGAGGCAACACCAUCAGUCUAUUAUUCUGUACAUGAAGUUCCCUGAGUUUGCUCAAUUCUCCCAGUUCAGGAGGCAGUUCAACAAUAUCAUUGUCACGUAACACUAACUAUUAAUCAAGAYAAGGUUCCUUUUAGUAAACAUUUCAGUUAUAUUGGUACACAAUAUAUGAAAUAGCUUGUGUCAAUUACUGCUAAAUAGUGUUGAUAAGACAAUAGGAAACAAGGAGUUUACAUAAUUUGGUGCAAUUUGCUUAGUCUCAGUUCAGAUGUUGACCUUUUGUAUAGUCUGAUUUCAAUUGCUAGCAUUCAGUAAUUCACAAGAAGUGUGGCGUGUAAAUCAAUUGACAAUUUUAAAGAUUAUAUUGAAUUCAACCAAAAAAAUGCAAGCCUUCCAUGAACUAAAUCCCAGCAAUAAGAUAUAUACAGCAAAAGUUUGAUGUCYGAACUGGGCCUUAGUUAUCUAUUUUACAGAUUUGUUGUGUUGACUAGAUACCUACCACUUGUAAAUUCUUUAAAUGUGAUAUUUCUGAUGGAAUUCUUUCAAAGUCAUUGUCUCCAAAAUAAAGAGCUCUUAGUUGACCUAAUAAGAGUUUUUAAAAAAAUGUCAAUGAAAUAUUAGAUUAAAUUUUUUGGUAAUGGUUA
Exaiptasia diaphana is the source of this 3640-nucleotide messenger RNA. Its product is annotated as beta-1,4-N-acetylgalactosaminyltransferase 3. Bases 13 to 2001 code for a protein of 662 amino acids. The transcript has 23 exons. The record is from RefSeq and is a predicted model, not a curated record. NCBI's taxonomy places the organism in Eukaryota, Metazoa, Cnidaria, Anthozoa, Actiniaria, Aiptasiidae. Gene Ontology annotation, cellular component: Golgi cisterna membrane. Gene Ontology annotation, molecular function: acetylgalactosaminyltransferase activity.